Messenger RNA from Paraphaeosphaeria sporulosa, 2569 nucleotides. RefSeq names its product mitochondrial carrier. The record is from RefSeq and is a predicted model, not a curated record. The coding region runs from base 109 to 2214 and encodes 701 amino acids. Lineage: Eukaryota; Fungi; Ascomycota; Dothideomycetes; Pleosporales; Didymosphaeriaceae. The transcript has 2 exons.
GGAGCUGAGCAAGCAGGGCUUCCUGGAUAUGAUUACUGGAGGCGCAAAGCAAAAAGAGGGAAGCGUCGAGGUGUAGGUUGCUUAUGAGCGAGGUUGGAGACUGAAUCCAUGGAGCUCCACCGUCCAUCUAAUGCCGUGCUCUGCGUGACCAACGCCGGUGAUGUGUCUGCGUAUAAUACAUGUGACGAGCCCUCGUCCUUCCCGGCUACCUAUGUUGAACGUACUAUACAAAUCCCCCACUCUUUUUCCACGCCUCCCCCAUCCAAUAACGUCGACGCAAUACUUGCUUACCAGCCUCCAUGUCAUCUACUUGGUCUCGAAAUCGCUCGCCUGCAAAUUUCGCGUCAUGCUCGGCAGUCUCACCACCAGCCCAUCCAACUCCCUGCUCAUCUUCACCUGACACCCCAGAGCGAAAAUGGGGGUGUGGGCGGGAGGACGCUGCGGCGCAGAGCUCUCGUUUUCGUGCCUCGCAGCCGUGCAACCAGCAUUGCUAGCAGUGGGCACGGGCCUCGGGAAAGCCAGAGGCGACCGGGGACGUCACCAACCCAUCCUUGCCGUCGAAACCGCGCCUGGGGGUGCAGAACCGCGCGCACACGUCCCCUAUUGCCAGACACACCGCAAAGGCACGCCAUGGCGACCUCGCGAGACGCCCCGAAUCCGCUGCGGCCGUACUACAUCCCGCCCUCGAUCGGCCUGCCGCCCGACCUGCCCCAGAGCAAUUCAUCGUCACACGCGCACUCGCCCGCCGCGCCCGCCUACUCGUCGCGCACGCCCAAGCCCAGCUUCGGCAGCCAGGCGCGCGACAUCCUGUCCGACCUCGACUACGACUCGUACUUCGCAGACGCCUCCCCGAGCGUCGCCGACCACGCAAAGAAGCUGCUGGACCAGGCGCUAUGGAACUACACGUCGGUGCUGCUGGCCCAGCCCUUCGAGGUCGCGAAGACGCUGCUGCAGGUCCACCAGGCCCAGGGGCAGGCGCCGCCGGGCCUGCGGCUGAACGGCGACGAGAUCAAGAGCCGGCCCAACUCGUUCGCGAGCGGCAAGUUCGAGGACUACCCGUCGGAUGAGUCGGACGACGACUCGCCGGGCUACUUCACCAGCACCGCGCCCUCGAUGCACGGCCGCACCUACUCGCGGGGCGCGUCGCGCUCGCGCAGCCCGCAGAAGAGGAGGCAGCUCGCGGGAAGCCGCUCGCGAGACACGACACCCACGCGCGCGCCGCCGCCCCCGCCGCGCAAGCUCGAGCUCCGCAAAGCAGACUCGCUCCUCGAGGUCAUCGCGCAGCUGUGGCAGAAAGAGUCGGCCUGGGGCGUGUGGAAGGGCACAAACGUCACCUUCGUGUACAACUUCCUCCUCAAAACCACCGAGAGCUGGACGCGCAGCAUGCUGUCCGCGCUGCUCAACGUGCCCGACCCGGGCCUCAUGGGCACCUCGGCCAGCGGCAUCGGCGGCCUCGACAUCAUCGACAGCCCGUCGCCCCUCAUGUCGCUCGCCGUGGCCGUCGCCGCGACCGCCCUCGCAGCCACCCUCCUCGCGCCCCUCGACCUCAUCCGCACCCGCCUCAUCGUCACCCCCACCUCGUCAUCCCCGCGCACCAUCUACCCCUCGCUCUCCCUCCUCCCCUCCUUCUCCGUCUCGCCCUCCCUCCUCCCCGCAACCCUCCUCCACGCCACAGUCCCGACCUUCAUAUCCAGCUCCACCCCCCUCUUCCUUCGCACCUUCCUCGCCGUCGACCCCAUCGUCACGCCCACCGCCUACUCCUUCGCAACCUUCUGCUCCGCCACCGCCGAGCUCUUCGUGCGCCUCCCCCUCGAAACCGUCCUACGCCGCGGCCAGGUCGCCGUGCUGCAGGACCACGAGAACGACCGCCUGGCCGCAGAGUACCGACACGUCCCCGAGGCGCGCGCACUCAAGUCGCCCGUGUACGGGCUGGACGAGGAUGCGUCGGUGCGGUGUUUCCACACCGUUGUCGAGCCCGGGCCGUACAGGGGCGUGCUGGGGACCAUGUGGUUCAUUGUGCGCGAUGAGGGCGUGCAGGUUGUUGGGCCGGGCGCGGCCAAGGGGAAGGCUCCCGCUGCGAGCUUCUCUGCGCGGACGCGGAUACGCAAGGGGCAGGGUGUGCAGGGGCUGUGGCGGGGGUGGAGGGUUGGCUUUUGGGGGCUGGUUGGGGUGUGGGGUGCUGCGGCGAUGGGGGGCGGCGGGGGAGAGUUUUAAAAGAAGAUCAAGAUCAAGGGCGGCGUGUGGGAGCCGGAAGGUCGAAACGAAAGAACACUUACGAGGGCAAUGUGGAAGGAGCCGACUUUCUCUUCUCGCGCCUGUUUAUGAUAUCCCCCGUAUAUACAUCUCCUCUUCACUGGUUGGUCUGUCUUAGAGCUGGCGUUUGCGCUUUUGUACGACGUACGCCACACGCAUGUAGAGCCUCUGUAUACCGCGCUAGCUACCUACCUAUCUAAUCCUCCUCCGAAAUUCAAAAAUCACAAAGUAGAGCUGACACCGCAUGACCGGAUUCUCAGCGCACGUGUAAUCCUGUGGUAGCUCCCUCCAUGCCAUGUCCUUUGAUAUACUACGU